AGGGAGGUGCUAUCAGCUCACCUGUGUUAAAGGAGUGCGUAAGUGCAAGUUGGAGGAGGGGUCAAAUAACUGUGGGUGCACGCUAGCUGCUGUUCAGUCUGCGCUCCUCUCCUUACCUCUCUCACUUCAGCACGCCAACACACACGCAUACACACACAGACACACAGUCCAGCUCAGAGGCUCAAGGGGAUAAAAGUCAAUAUUUGAUCAACAGCGGAGCAGCACAGAAAGGCAAGAAAGAAAGAAAAAAAUAAGAAGUGUGUGUUUGCUUUUCUUUAGCAUUGCUGUACAGAAAAAUCUCACUGGGGACAAGGUGAAAGAAAGUUCAUUUGAACAACACAGGUGGAUAUUGGAUACGCCAGCCUUGAGUCUGCAGAAGUUCCAGGGGAAAAGACAAGGGAUUUACUUCUUUUACCAGAUUUUGGUUUGGACUUUGAGACUAGGAUCGGGAAGAUCGUCAUUAAGAGGAAGGAGAUGGGGAGAUGGGCUGUGCAUCUCUCCUUGGGGGUGGUCCUUUUCACACUCUACUGGACCUCUAGCCAUGCUGAACAAGUCAAUCACUGCCUGGCUGCUCAAGUCUCGACCUGCUCAGAGUGCAUCCAGACUGGGAGAGGCUGCUCGUACUGCCCUGAUGAGAUCUUUGAUUUUCCACGGUGUGACCUUUAUGGCAACCUGGUUGAGCAUAAGUGCAGCACUCCAGUGACCGUGAAGAGCGAGGUGAUAACGAAGGAGAAGAAACAGAUCAACGUCAUGCUGAGGCAGUCACAAGUUGCUCCACAGCUUAUGACAAUGCGCCUUACCCCAGGAGAGGAGCGUGAAGUAGAGAUGCAAGUCUUUGAGCCUGGCAGGGGUCCCCUUGACCUCUACAUCCUCAUGGACUUCUCCAAUUCCAUGUCAGAUGAUCUGGACAACCUGAAGAAGAUGGGGGCACAGCUGGCGGAGCUGGUGGGCAAACUGUCAGACGAUUACACCAUUGGUUUUGGGAAGUUUGUGGACAAAGUCUCAGAGCCACAGACCGAUAUGAGACCUUCAAAACUGAAAGAGCCAUGGCCAAACAGCGACCCUCCCUUUUCCUUUGAGAAUGUGAUUACGCUCACCAGCAACAUCACCUCAUUUCGUGAGAAACUGCAGAAGGAGCGCAUCUCUGGUAACUUGGAUGCCCCAGAGGGAGGAUUUGAUGCCAUCUUGCAGGCUGCUGUGUGCCAGAAGGAGAUCGGCUGGCGACCCGACAGCACUCACCUGCUGGUCUUCUCGACGGAGUCUGCAUUCCACUACGAGGCAGAUGGUGCCAACGUGCUAGCUGGCAUCCUGCCUCGAAAUGACGAGGCAUGUCACCUGGAUGGAAAAGGCAAAUACACGCACGACACGCUACAGGACUACCCAUCUGUGCCCACUCUGGUGCGGCUGCUGGGCAAACACAACAUCAUUCCCAUCUUCGCCAUCACCAACCACUCCUACACAUACUAUGAGAAGUUACAUCACUACUUUCCUAUUGCUGAUGUGGGACAACUGCAAGAGGACUCUUCUAACAUCCUAACUAUCCUGGAAAAAGCCUUUGAGAACAUCCGUUCAAAGAUCAGCAUACGGGCUGAGGAGAGACCCAAGGCUAUAGAUACACAGAUCUUAUCUGCCAGUGGCGCAACGACUGAGUCCGGCAUCUUCAAAAUUACACCUGGAGAAACUGGCACAUUCAAGGUUCGAGUGAAAGCGCACGAGAAAGUCGGUGAGCAGCACGUGUGCCAAAUGCCUGACCAGGAGCGGGAGGGCACCAUGAGGGUCAAACCCACUACCUUCAGUGCCGCCCUCAGGAUUAACACUGGGGUCAUCUGUGAGGUCUGCGACUGCGAGAAGACCCCCAGCAGGAAAGCGAAGAGAUGCAAUGGCAACGGGGACCUGGUCUGUGGGAAGUGCCAGUGCCAUGACGGCUGGCUCGGGCCCUUCUGUAACUGCUCCUCCAGCAGCACAUCGGACAGCAACAGCUGCUUGGCGCCAGGCAUGACACAGCCCUGCUCAGGCCGUGGGGACUGUCUGUGUGGCAAGUGCCUCUGCUACAACCCCAAGCAGUACGAGGGCCCCUACUGCCAGUUCGACAAGACUCAGUGCCAGCGCUUCAGCGGCUUCCUGUGCAACGAUCGCGGAAGCUGCUUCAUGGGUCAGUGUGUGUGUGAUGAUGGCUGGGAAGGAUCGGCCUGUGAGUGUCCCAAGAGCAACCAGACCUGUGUGGACAGUAGAGGGGGGAUCUGCAACAAUCGUGGCACAUGCAAGUGUGGACGCUGUGAGUGCGAAGCCUCCCAGACGCCGCUGAGCUCAGUCUGUGAAGCCAAUUUCCAGGCCCAGCUGGGGAUGUGUGAAGGCCUGCGCAGCUGUGUCCAGUGUUGGGCCUGGAAUACGGGAGAGAAGAAGGGAAAGUGUAAGGACUGCAACUUCAACUUCGUCAAGGUGGAUGAGCUCCAGAAGAAGGAGGACGUGAUUGAAACCUGCACUUUCCGGGAUGAGGACGACGACUGCACCUACCACUUCACUGUAGACUAUCCCACCACCCCUGCUAAAGAGUAUGACGUCCAGGUGCUCAAGAAGAAAGAAUGCCCUCCUGGAGGUUUCCUGUGGCUCAUCCCCCUCAUCAUGUUCCUCAUGCUGCUGCUGGGCCUGCUGCUUCUGUGCUGCUGGAGGUACUGCGCCUGCUGCAAGGCCUGCCUGGCACUGCUGCCCUGCUGUGGAAGAGGUCGCAUGGUGGGCUUCAAGGAGGACCAGUAUAUGUUGCGUCAAUCCCUCCUGACCUCUGACCACUUGGACACACCAAUGGUGCGCACUGGACCACCCAAGAGCACCGACGUGGUGCGCUGGAAGAUCACCGACAACGUGCACCGCCCACCCAACCAUCCGCUGGCACAAAUUAUGCCAAAUCCCAAAGAGAUCAUCCCGCACCCAAUUUCUCUACGACUUAAUCGCCUGUUCUCCGAGAGCCUGUCCCGCCCUGAAGCCCGGGACACCGAAAUUUUGCGUAGAGAGGUGGAUGACAACCUCAAUGAAGUUUACAAGCAGAUCCCUGGCGCACAGAAGGUUCAGAAGACGAAAUUCAGGAUCCAACCCAAUGCUGGUAAAAGGCAGAACCACACCAUUGUGGACACAGUUCUGUCUGCACCCCGCUCUACCUACCCUGACAUUGUCAAACUGACAGAGAAGCAGGUCCAAGCCGCCAACUUCGGAGACCUGAAAGUUGUACCUGGCUACUACACUGUGGCCAAUGACAGAGAAGCGACAGGAGCAGUGGAGAUGCAGGAGGGUGUUGAGAUGGUGGAUGUGCGUGUGCCGCUCUUCAUCAAGGACGAAGACGAUGAUGAGAAGCAGCUGCGGGUGGAGGCCCUGGAUGUUCCUCUUGGCAUCGCUGAGAUUGGCCGGCGCUUUGUCAACAUCACAGUAAUCAAGGAGCAUGCAAAGAGCGUCCUGACUUUCCUGCAGCCCUCGUACACUUACAGCCGGCAGGACGGCGUGGCUAAUAUCCCUAUCAGCCGUGAGAUCAUCGAAGAUGGGCGCACACAGGUCACCUACAGCACCCGUGACCUCACUGCCAAGGACAAGAAGGAUUAUGUCUCAGUGGAAGGAGACCUGACCUAUCAGCCGGGAGAGACCCAGAAGAUGGUGCCCGUGAAGCUGCUGGAGCUAGGCGAGGCCGACGCCCUUCUGGAUGAUAAGCAGGUCAAGCAGUUCGUCAUGGACCUGAGCAAUCCACGACAGGGUGCCAAGCUGGGCAGAUAUCCCCGCACCACCGUCACCAUCACCGACCAGCCAGAGCCCAGUGUGAUGAUGUUCAAGAAGAGCACCCAAAACUACACGACUUACGACCCAAGCUACUCCAUCCCUGUGGUGAGGACCCGCAACCAGGAGGGCCCGGCCACCGUGCACUGGCGUACCCGAAAGGCCUCACGCUUCGACCUGUCGGGCGCCCUCAAGUUCGGUCCGGGUGAGACGGAGAAAAACGUGGUGAUAGACCCGCUGGCGUACGCUGGCCCCGUCAAACCUGAAACCUUCCAGCUGGAGCUGUUUGACCCCAGUAGCAACGCUGUCGUCGGGGAGAGGAAGACCACCCUUGUCAAUGUCACAGACCGUGGCGACAAUGCAAUGCAGACCAUGGGGUUUGUCAGCCAGGUAGCCCAGUCACCUGGAGGACGGAUGUUUCCCCCAGGAAACAUCAAAGCCACCGCCACUGGGCCUAAAAACAUUCGUCUCAAUUGGACUCCGGCUACCAACGCCCUUGGCUACAAGGUAAAAUACUGGAUUCAGGGAGACCCAGAGGCUGAUGCUCAGGUGAUUGACUGCAAGACACCACAGGCAGAGCUGACCAACCUGUACCCCUACUGCGACUAUGAGAUGCGUGUCUGUUCCUACAAUGCAAUGGGAGACGGACAUUACAGUGACGUGGUGUACUGUCAGACACUGGAGGAUGUUCCCAGUGAGCCUGGUCGCCUGGCCUUUAAUGUCAUCAGCCCAACUGUCACUCAGCUGAGCUGGGCGGAGCCAGCUGAGACCAAUGGCAUCAUCACUGCCUACGAAGUCAACUACACACCCAUCGAUGAGGACGGCAAGCACACGGGUCCCACGAAGAAGGUGAAGAUUGACAACCCUAAGAAGCGCAUGCUGUUAAUUGAGAACCUGCAGGCCUCGCAGACCUAUAUCUACAAUGUCCGUGCUUGCAACAGUGUUGGCUGGGGACCCUUCAGAGAUGCCACCAUCAACCUGGCCACGCAGCCUAACAGGCCCAUGUCCAUUCCCAUCAUUCCCGACAUCCCCAUUGUGGAUGCGGAUGCGGGUGAGGGCUACGACAGCUACCUGAUGUACAGCAGUGAGGUCUUACGUUCCCCAGGUGGCAGCAAGAGGCCCAGCAUGUCUGAUGAAGAUCAGUUCAAUGGCAAGUGGGACCAGAGUUUCUUGUACCCGGGAGGGACAGGUUCACUGACGCGCAACAUGACAACUUCAUCCUCCAGCCACACCCAGAUCUCGUCACAGCUUAGCCCCAGCUACCGUGGGGCAGGGGGCACCAUGAACAUAGAAACCACAACCACCUAUCUGUCAGGUCAAGGGAACUCACUGUCACGUAGACAGGGAGCGACAACUAGGACAGAGGAAGUGGUCCUGAGGAAGCGUUCUGAGAGGGGUUACUAUGACAGCGAUGGCGUGAGGGAUUCUAUUGUCAUGGUGGACAUGCCCGGCGGGUUCACAGACAGUCUAGGUGGGUCGGGCUACAGCAAGACGCUGGUGAACUACAGCGUGGGUCACAGCUCCAGGGCACGCACGCAGUCGGAAGACGUCAACGACGCCCUGCAGAACCUGGACAGGGUGCUCCAGGACUCCAGGCUGAAUCCGGGAGUCCCGGACACACCCACUCGGCUGGUGUUCUCUGCGCUGGGGCCUACCGCCCUGAAGGUGAGCUGGCAGGAGCCUCACUGUGAGAGGGACGUCCUGGGCUACUGUGUUCUUUACCAGCUGCUCAAUGGAGGUGAGGUGAAACGUAUUGAUGUGCCCAGCCCAUCGGAGAACUCAGUGGUGGUGAAGGACCUCCUGCCCAACCACUCCUACAUCUUCAAGGUCAAAGCACAGAGCCAGGAGGGCUGGGGCCCCGAAAGAGAGGGCGUCAUCACAAUCGAGUCCGCCGUGGACCCCAAGAGCCCCCUCAGCCCUGUCCCAGGCUCCCCAUUCACCCUCAGCACCCCCAGUGCCCCCGGCCCCCUGGUCUUCACUGCGCUCAGCCCUGAUGCCCUGCAGCUGAGCUGGGACAAACCUCGCAAGCCCAACGGGGACAUCCUAGGCUAUGUGGUCUCCUGCGAGCAGCUGCAUGGGGGAGGUGACGUUCGCUCCUUCCAGGUCAGCGGGGACAACGCAGAAACCAGUCUGACAGUGUCAGAUCUGACUGAAAAUGUACCCUACAAGUUCAAGGUCCAGGCCAGGACCACACAGGGCUUUGGCCCAGAGAGAGAGGGAAUCAUCACGAUUGAGUCCCAGGAUGGAGGCAACAUGUCCCAGUACAACAGCCAGUCAAUGACGAGGAGAGAGGUGUUCCAACUGCCUGGGGAAGUCAGCACUCUAACCAAUGUCUCCCACACCACAUUCAACGACCCAUUUUUCUCAGAUGGGAUGAUGAUGACCACACAGCACACGGAGACCAGGGGCACAGUGACCCGACACAUCACCAAAGAGGUGGUGAGCAGGGGCGUGGUGUCCGGGACCAGCAUGACCAAGAGGGUGGAGAAGUUCUACGAGGCUUGAGGACCUGACGCCCCUUCAGAGUGAAGAGAAAGUCUUCAAGCCCCUCAAGCAGCAGAUCAUUCCCAACUCUCUUUCUUUACAAGAAAUGAGGAGGGUGGGAAGGGAGAGGGUUCUAGAGUGGCCCCUCAAUCCUCACCUUUCUUCUACGCAUCUGUUACACCCACAGAGGGAACUUUGGCAUUUGCCCCUGCUGCAAGAUUUCCCUUUUCAAGUCUUUACUUAUUUCUGUCUUAUUUAACGGGAAAAAAAAGCUUGCAUGAGUUAUAUUGCUCUCAGAAAGAACUUCCUUUUAAGUUAAUGUUUGCCCCAGGAUUUGUGUUGGGCUGUUACUGUGUCCCUUACUGAGGCUCUUAGAUUAGCCUGGCCAGUUUAUGAGACCGAUCACACGGACUUUGCCCUUGUGAGAUUAGCUGUGUGUCUAUGCCCUGCAGGGAGCAGGCAGACACAGGCAGAGAGCUCACAGGCUGGAGGGACCGCAGACCGCAACACCGGACAGCAGCUCUUCACAGAAUUAUUACCUUUCCGACAUCACAGUGAUGAAUGUUUUCUCAAGCUGCACUGCGGUCUUUGCAAUGCGAUGCAGCAAGGAAAGUUGUCUUAAAAAUAUAUUUGAAUCCCUCUAAAGCCAUCUGAAAAAUAGAAGUCCCUUUUAUUUAAUUCAAGCCUAAGAUACCUGUACUAAAAAAGAUCCAUUCCUGAUCCUGAUA
Messenger RNA from Megalops cyprinoides (Indo-Pacific tarpon), 6968 nucleotides. RefSeq names its product integrin, beta 4 (gene itgb4). The transcript has 42 exons. Gene Ontology annotation, molecular function: integrin binding. Gene Ontology annotation, cellular component: cell surface; integrin complex; focal adhesion. Gene Ontology annotation, biological process: cell communication; cell-matrix adhesion; cell migration. Bases 475 to 6261 code for a protein of 1928 amino acids. Lineage: Eukaryota; Metazoa; Chordata; Actinopteri; Elopiformes; Megalopidae. The record is from RefSeq and is a predicted model, not a curated record.